Molecule: messenger RNA, 1905 nt
Organism: Leishmania braziliensis MHOM/BR/75/M2904
Lineage: Eukaryota; Euglenozoa; Kinetoplastea; Trypanosomatida; Trypanosomatidae
Exons: 1
Coding region: 1-1905 (634 amino acids)
Molecular function (GO): protein binding
Source: RefSeq, a predicted model, not a curated record
AUGUCCGUCGUGCCACGUCUCAGGACGGCAGGCCUCUCGGUCAACACGCGUGAGGACGCCGCCGUCUAUGCCGAAACAAAGUCCUUCCACGCGGAGGGCGCCGUGGUGACGAUGGCUGCAAGCUACAAUAGCACCAUGUGGCUCGCGAUGCAGGACGGGCGUGUAGAAGUACGCGAUGUGCACACCGGCCAAGUUGUACACGUCUUUGCCGUUGCUGGCGUGCGUCAGCGGCGCAGCAAAGUGUGGUGCAUGCUCUCCGUCUACAACUCCAUCCAUCAGGAGGCACAGCUGUGGAUGGGGCUGAGUUCCGGCGCGAUUGAGGUGUACACAGAAAACUACCAGCUACGCUGGCAACUCAGCAAACACCUAUCUGGCGUGUACUGUCUCGCUCAGUACCGCGGCGACGUUGCCUACGCGGGCUCGAGCGACUUCACCAUCACACAGUGGCGAGUCGCGGAUGGGCGACUGCUGCGCGUUCUGACAGGUCACAGCAACUAUGUGCGUUGUCUCUACGCUGAAGGUAAUGCCCUCGUGAGCGGAUCGGACGACAACACCGUUCGUGUCUGGGAUACCUCUAGCGGCACAUCCCUACAGCAGUACAAACACCUGCACCGCGAGAGCGGUGGUGUCUCGGCACUCUGCCGCGUGGGGACGGCAAUGUGGUCGGGUGACCACAGCGGCGUGAUCGCGGUGUGGCGGCUAAAGGAUGGUGAGGCGCUGCUCAUGUGUCACCAGGUGCAGGGGCGCGUCACCUCGCUCCGAAAGGUAGGUGCACGUGUGUACGCCGGUAGCGCUGAAGGCCGCAUUUGCGUCUUCAACGCGAGCGACUGCACAGUUGUGAAUCGCCUAGAUGAUCACCUAGGCAGCAACAUUUCUGCCAUCGCCUGCGCCGUUGAGGUGAACCGAUACUUUGUGUGGUCUGGCAGCGCAGACAACACGAUACAGUGCUGGCACCACGAUGAGCACCAGCCCAUGACAGCAGAGCGCGAAGGAGCUUUGGACAUGCAGUGGUACUACACGACCCAGCUGCCGUACCUGCAAGCAAACGAGGCGCUGCUGGAGCAGCAGAGAGAGCUGAUGGAGCUCGUGGUCCUCUCCAGCGGCUCUGACGACGCUGUGCGCAGCUUCUUGGCCAACCUAGGGGAAGGCCGCGAGACGGCUGCGGCGCGGUACUGGCUCUUGAACGGCAAGGUGAAGCAGACGCAGAAGAGGUGUGACGCAAUGGAGGAGGAAAUACGCGCGAUCGACGUUGCGGUGGAGCGGAAGGCGCAGACAUUGGAGGUGCUGCGCCGACAGCUGGCUCGCUUGACGGAAGCCCUCGCCAGCGCCAGACUGCAGCCACCACUGCCAGGAGGAGCACCAGUCCCGGCUUCCAUGGCUACUGAGCUCCCCGCAGCUCGUGCCAGUCUGUCGCCGCCCUUGGUCACCAUUCCACCGCCGUCAGACACAUCGGCCCUGCCCUCAUCGCCACCUUCAGGGAUUGCUGCACCGCCACGACCCACUACGCUUGCCUCUGCUCUCCCCUCUGUUCUUCCACCACCCCCGCUGCAGGUGAUGGUACCUGCCGCCUCGCUGCCGCUGCCGUCCAUGGCGCCCGUGCCUGAGCGCAGCUCCUCACCACCGCGAAUAGUGACGGGGACACAGGUCACCCUCAGUCGCAGUUACGAGCCGGUGCUCAGCUCCCUACCGCCUCCGCCGUUCACCGCAGGGUCAAGGCCAACGAUGGAGGCGCUGCUGCGAAUGGAUGGUAGUGGGACAGCUGUGCCACCACCGCCAGCAGCGGUGGUGCCCCUGCCCCCCGUGGCAGCUGCGCCGCUCCCUCCAUCUACCGGCGGCGUGGAACCGCUUGGCGAGCUGCCCGCGAAAGCGGCAACACUGCCGCUGACUCGCCGGAUGUCAUUUUAG